AUGAGCAUCGAUGUUAACACCACAUCGGGUGUAGUGAGGGGUCAGACCCUACCGGUGCUCAACCGGAAAAUACACGAGUUUUUAGGCAUACCGUUUGCUGAGCCGCCAGUGGGCGCACUUCGGUUCGCCCGACCGGUGCCCAUAAGUACACCACAAAAAGCCACAAUCGACGCGACGGUACCGAAGAACUCAUGCAUACAAAUACCUCCCGAAGACGCCCACGAGUUGUGGGGAAAUGUGACCACAAGUGAAGACUGUUUGGUAUUAAACAUAUGGACACCACAGGCGGGAAACACCGGUACAACCAAACCGAAAGCGCCGGCACUAAAACCGGUGAUGUUUUGGAUAUACGGCGGCGGACUCACUACUGGAUCCAUAUUUUUUCACGACUUUAACGGCAGUGUUUUGGCCGCCAAUGAUGUCGUACUCGUGGCCCCGAACUAUAGGUUAGGACCGUUUGGUUUCCUAUACGGGGAUCGGGAG
Messenger RNA from Medioppia subpectinata, 483 nucleotides. The record is from the annotation of a GenBank genome assembly. Lineage: Eukaryota; Metazoa; Arthropoda; Arachnida; Sarcoptiformes; Oppiidae.